UGUGUCGUCAUCGGAGCGCGCAGUAGUGCGGUACACAUACACACAUCGCAUGCCUACAUAUACAUGCGAUCUAAUAAAAAAGAAUUUCCGAGCCGUCAUUUUGUCGUCGGGCAGUUUUCGCCUGCUAAUAAUUAUAAUAACACGCAUAAGCAGUGGCUCGUUUAUUUAUAGCCGCGCUAAAAUCGCGCGAGGGAUAUUACAAGUAUACAAUUUUACACGUCCCAAAGUAUAUUAUACAUAUAUAUAUACAGAAAUACCCAUCUUAUUCGCGACACGCGCACAUAUACUUCUUAUUCCCUAUUUGUAUUAUUAAAACACAUCCACGCACGCGCCCGUGUAACGAAGAGACGGGGAGCACAAAAACGGAGCGCCAGUUUUUAUUGGGUGAUCGUAGGAGCGAAAUUAUAACCAGAGAGGAGAGGAGCCCCCGAGAGAGGCGGCUCCUUCUCGGCUCCAAAAUAUAUAUUAGUGUGUGCAAUUAUAGUCCCAAGUGCGGCAGCUCCAGGAAAGUAAUAUACGUCCAGUGGUGCACGUCUCUCUCACGUGCGUUUUUGUGUGCGCGGGUGUGUUUAUACCAACAAAGGUCAAAGGUAAAGUGCAGUGCAGCCCACGAUGCAUCUAUAGAAUAACAUUUCAUUUGGAAGGAGCAGCGACGCCAAGCUCUACAUGACGGACAGUUAUUUAGUGGUGUAUACCCACGAUAAUAUAUAACAAUUGAGACACCCACAGAAGAUAUGUCAAAGUCGGAUGGGCCGAAACUCGUCACGGCGCUGUUUUCCUUCAAAGGAACGAACAACGAUGAGCUAUGUUUCAAAAAAGGAGAAGUCAUAACGAUAACACAGACGGACGAUGGCGGCUGGUGGGAGGGGACUUUGAACGAAAAAACUGGCUGGUUUCCGUCCAAUUAUGUCAAAGAGUACAAGCCUCCAGAUUCCGUGGCUUCGUCGAGCAAAGUGUCGUCCGAAAAGAGUUCGCCUGACUCGCCGGUUCAUCAAACAUUGAACCGGGACAUCGUCUUGAAAGACAUAGUUGAUUCCGAGCGAGCUAACGUCGCGGAACUCCAAGGAUUACUUAAUAAUUUCCUUCAGCCUCUGGAGGCAGCCAAUAUACUUAAAAAAGAAGAGUACAAGCAAUUGGCCGGCAACUUCAAUGAAGUUUUAGAGAUGCACCAGCGUCUUUUAGCUAAUUUAGAUAGCGCCUUGUCUCAAGGACUGGAAGCCCGAGUGGGCAACAUUUUCCUCACCCUAGCCCCUAAAAUCAAAUCCAUCCACAUGACCUAUUGCAACUGCCAUCCACAAGCAGUUUGCGUAUUGGAUCGUUACAGAGACGAGUUGAACGAGUUCAUGGAGCGAAGCGGGGCGAUAUCGCCGGGAAUCUUAGUACUUACCACCGGCCUGAGCAAGCCGUUCCGUCGACUCGACAAGUACUCGGCGAUGCUGCAGGAGCUCGAGAGGCACACGGAAAAAAACAAUCCAGACAGAGGCGACACCCAGCGCAGCGUCAGCGUUUAUCGGGAAAUCGCCGAUCGUUGCGCGGCGAUACGAAAGCAGCGCGAGCUCGCCAUACAGAUCUUGACCAGUGGCAUCAAAGGCUGGGACGGCGAGGAGCUUACCGCUCUGGGAGACAUUAUCCACGUUGGGCCUGUUACUUUAGCUUCAGGUGCCGACAGAAGGGACAGGUAUUUCGUCUUGUUCCCGACGGCGUUGCUUGUUCUCAGUACGAGUCCUCGGAUGAGUUCGUUUGUUUACGAAGGCAGACUUCCAGUAACCGGCCUAAACGUUGUCGCGGUAGAACACUCCGAGGACACGAGAUACGCCUUCGAAAUAACUGGCCCGAUGAUCGAGACCAUAACGGUGACGUGUCCCAGUCGUGAAGAGCGCCAGCACUGGAUCGAGCUGCUGAGCCAGGACCACCACCACCAUCACCAGCAACAGCAGCCAAGCCGCUCGGCCAGCGCGAACCUAAGCCGCUCGCCGACCACCCUGUCCCACGUGAGUUGUUGCAUCAGCCACCCACCGUACACCCGUCUGUCGCGUUUCUUCGCCCGGCUCGUGCGCAAGCGGCUCCUGAGUCCCGAGCUGCUCAAACGGUUACUCUACUUCGAGUACCUGUUCAAGCCCGACCUGUCCUCCGUGAGGAUGCGCAAGUGCCAUCUCGUGACCUAUUCCCUGCUCCCGGGCCGACCCCGUUCCCUGAUUUCGGAAAUCGGUAAUAAUCAGCCGCACGACAACGACGACCCCAGCAGUGGCAAGCCAUUGGCGCGAGCCCCCCGCAAGUCCUCGACCCUGAGACUCGACGUCAGAUACGUGACCGACGAGGAUGGGGAGGAACAGCCGCUCGAGGCUGAGCUCGUGCGUCUACCGGCCUCGUGCGCCUCGACCACCCUCCUCGGGGCGUUCCGUAGCAGCGAAGGCCCCAUACCCAAGCCCACGAGCCGUAGUUUGCCCCCCGUGAUGAGCCACGCCAGUGGAAGCUGCAUCCUCCCGAGCCUCGACACGGUGCCGUACCGCGAGCUCCGCUCCCACGACGACGAGCCGUCCACCGCGGCUUGCGUUGUCACCGAUCUCUCGAGGCUGCGCGACAGCGCCGAGGACUCGAAGAAUUGGCGCUCGCUGGGGAUGAGGCAGCCGCAGACCUCGCCCGGCCGUCUGAGGCGGGCCGAGUGCGAGUCGAGCCUACAGGCGGCGAUGACGGCCAGCAGUCCCAGGUCCUCGGAUUCGGGCAUGGCGGACAGUUUUCAGUACCACUCGGCCGAGCUGGGCUCGUGCUACAACGCCGGCAAGUACUGCAGCGGCCGGAGGAGCGUUGACGGGGGCCCACACAGCGAGAGCGAGAACGACGAGAACAAGUUCGAGAACCAGUGCAUUUGCACCUCGCCCUUCGGCUCGAGCUCGUCCGAGUCCUCUCCCAAGAGCUGCCUGCUGUCCUCGUCCCGCUUGAAAGACGGCGCGGCACUGCUCAACAUCAGCGACGACGACGUGGACAGUAGUAGCGAGGACGAGAAUGUCGAGCAGUGCACCUGCAACAGCAAUAACAUAGCCAGUAGGGGCGAAGGGGGAAAGAGGUCCGAGGAGGAAGAAGAGGGGCAAGGGUUGCCAGGGAAGAGGUUUGCCAAGUUGACGGUCGUGCAGCAGAAGCACUUGACCCAGCCGUUGGCGUGCGACAGGUCGCUGAAGCCAACGAGGCGGGGAAGCAGAAGGCCGCUGGGCCGGAAGAUACACAGGAACAAUGAUAAUAAUAAUCAUUACAAUAAUAGAGUGUUGGAGGAAAUCGAAGUGGAGGAGGACGCGGGACUGGAGCCGGAGCCGAGGCAGCCCGAUGGUAAUGCCGACGGGCAGGUUUUUACCUCGGGCCUAUACGCGCACUGGUGGCUCAAGAAAACGAUCCCAAUGAUGACCGACCAAGGCAAGCUUCCAUGGCAUGGCUGCUCGGGGAACCAGAGCUCAAAGACGCAACCGGUGGUGCUGGCAACGGCAGCAGCAGCAGCAGCAACGGAACAUUCCUCGCCGGUCGGGAUUAACACGCCCUGGAGCCUUGCUUCGAUCAGACCGACGCCGCCGAUUUACGGGAACAAGACUUUUGGAAAGCCGGACGCUACGGACAGCCACCGCUCCACCAAAACGUGCAAUGAACGACAGUUUGAGGAGGACGCAAUAAUUUUGAAGGUCAUCGAGGGCUAUUGUUUGUCGGCUAACGCAAGGUUCACGGUACACUCUGCUAUGUUGGAUUACUACCCGCUACAUAAGGUAAACGAUAGCGCAUCGUUUAUGCAUAGUAGAGUCGGAAAUUGGGACGCGUACGAGGACAGGUGCUUAUCGGAAACUGUUAAAGCCUUGAAGUGCCAAAUGACGGAUCUGCAAACGCAAGUCGCACAGAUGUGCAAGCAGCUGGAGGAGGAGCGCAAGUCUCGUCUAUCGUUGGCUGCAACUGUCAAGCGAAGCAUGGCCGUCAUAGACGGCACUGUGCCUUAGACAACUUCGUUUUUUUUUUGUGUCUGACACAGAUAUGUAUUUGAAACACUCGAUUUUUCUUACGCUAAUCCAAAAAUUAUAAAACGUGCUCUUUCUUAAAAGUGUAUUUGAACAUUAAGCCACAAUGCUUCAGAAAAGUUUUUGAAGAUGAAACUUAUAAACAGAUGUAAGAUUUUGUUGAAUUGUACUACUGUUGUACCGUGCUGUUUUUUAUUAGAUAUAAAAAUGAAAUUUAUAUUAGUUUUAUAAAAGAAUAAAUGCAAAAAGUGUAUAAACAAGACUAUUCGAAAAAAAGUUGAUAAAACUAAUUGUAAAUACUUUAAAUACCCGCAAGUAUUCUAAAAGCAAGCCUUUUUAUAGCCUUACUAUAGAAUUACGUACAAAAAUUACGCGAAUAAAAUGAAAAAAAAAAACAAAAGAGAGAAUUAAGGAAUGAAAAUUGUUAUAAUUCGGUCCUCAUUCCAAGA
This is a messenger RNA of Copidosoma floridanum, 4438 nucleotides long. RefSeq names its product Rho-type guanine nucleotide exchange factor. Gene Ontology annotation, cellular component: cytoplasm. Lineage: Eukaryota; Metazoa; Arthropoda; Insecta; Hymenoptera; Encyrtidae. Gene Ontology annotation, molecular function: guanyl-nucleotide exchange factor activity; protein binding. The record is from RefSeq and is a predicted model, not a curated record.